Erpetoichthys calabaricus (reedfish) is the source of this 3620-nucleotide messenger RNA. RefSeq names its product E-selectin-like. Gene Ontology annotation, molecular function: sialic acid binding; oligosaccharide binding. The transcript has 19 exons. Gene Ontology annotation, biological process: leukocyte tethering or rolling; heterophilic cell-cell adhesion; response to cytokine. The coding region runs from base 72 to 2882 and encodes 936 amino acids. Lineage: Eukaryota; Metazoa; Chordata; Cladistia; Polypteriformes; Polypteridae. Gene Ontology annotation, cellular component: membrane; external side of plasma membrane. The record is from RefSeq and is a predicted model, not a curated record.
GAAAUCAGUGGCAGGGAAACAGAAGUGUGCUGAAGACUGGAAAUUAGAAACUCCUAGCAUUUCUUCACAAAAUGGCUUCAAAGCUAAACUUCCAAGCUGUAACCAAAGCAUUGCUGUUAUGCCUUCUGCAUUUUGAACUUGUAGAAGGCUGGACGUAUCAUUAUUCUAGUAAUAAAAUGACGUGGAAUCAGGCUAGAGUGUGGUGUAAAACACGCUACACUGAUAUGGUGGCAAUCCAGAAUAAGGGGGAAAUUGCUUAUCUAAAUGAAAUUCUCCCACAAGUAAAAGGAUAUUAUUGGAUUGGGAUUCGCAAGAUGAAAGGAAACUGGACCUGGGUUGGAACAAAUAAAUCUCUAACUAAAGAGGCAGAGAACUGGGCAGAAAAUGAGCCCAACAAUGGAAGAAACAAUGAGGACUGUGUAGAAAUUUACAUCAAAAGACAAAUAGAUGCAGGAAAAUGGAAUGAUGAGGACUGUACUAAAAGUAAAACAGCCUUGUGCUAUACAGCUGCCUGCAUGCCUUUGUCUUGCAAUGGCCAUGGAGAAUGUAUCGAAACAAUUAACAACUACACAUGCAAAUGUGAUGAUGGAUUUUAUGGAUCUAAUUGUGAACAUGUUGUUCACUGUGAUGCGGUGGAGAAUCCAGAAAAAGGCUUUAAAAGCUGUUCUCAUGCUUUUGGAAAUUACUCAUAUAAAUCAGUCUGUGACUUUACUUGUGAAAAUGGUUAUAGCAUUAAAGGGGAAAAGACAGUCGAGUGUACAGCUUCCAAGAAGUGGACAUCACAGCCUCCAGUGUGUGAAGUUAACCAAUGCUCUGAAUUAACUAACCCUCUGAAUGGAAAAAUGAAUUGUACUCACCUGAUCAGCAGUUUCAGCUUUGGCACUGCUUGUUCAUUUGAAUGUGACAACGGUUACAAGCUGAAAGGAUCAGGAAGAGUAUCCUGCAAUGCUGAUGGAACCUGGAGUAGUGAGCAACCUGAAUGUGAAGUUAACCAAUGCUCUAAAUUAACUAGCCCUCUGAAUGGAAAAAUGAAUUGUACUCACCUGAUCAGCGGUUUCAGCUUUGGCACUGCUUGUUCAUUUGAAUGUGACAACGGUUACAAGCUGAAAGGAUCAGGAAGAGUAUCCUGCAGUGCUGAUGGAACCUGGAGUAGUGAGCAACCUGAAUGUGAAGCUAUAACAUGCAGCCCUCUGAAGGAACCACAAAACAGCGUCAUGAAGUGUGACACACCUAAUGGGAACUUUAGUUAUAACACCAGCUGCCAGUUCAGCUGUGUAGACGGAUUUUCUAUAAAGGGAGCAACUGAGAUCAACUGCACAGAAUCAGGGGAAUGGAGAGACAGCAUUCCACAAUGUGAAGCCAUGAAGUGUGAAACACCAGAGGCGGAUGCAAGUAGAACUUUCAACUGCAGUCAUCCCAUUGAGGAAUUUGGAUAUAACACAAGCUGUCAUUUCAGCUGUUUGGAGGGUUUUCAGUUAACCGGUGAGCCAGAUCUCAAAUGUACAGCUUCUGGCCAGUGGUCUGCAAACAUACCACAAUGCAAAGCUAUUAAAUGUGGAAGUCUGCAAACUAUUGACAACGGGUUCAUCAAUUGCUCAAAUCCAAAUGAGCAUCUUGUUCAUAACUCAACCUGUCAAUUUUCUUGUGGAGAAGGAUUUGUGUUAGAAGGAGCGUCACAUCUUCAGUGUACAGCCUCUGGGCAGUGGUCUGGAGAGACACCAGCCUGUAAAGUUAACCAAUGCUCUGAACUAACUAGGCCACUGAAUGGAGAAAUGGCUUGUACUCACCCGAUCAGCAGUUUUAGCUUUGGCACUGCUUGUUCAUUUGAGUGUGAAGAAGGUUACAGACUGAAAGGAUCAGGAAAAAUAUCCUGCAGUGCUGAAGGAACCUGGAGUAGUGAGCAACCCAAAUGUGAAGCCAUUGCAUGUGAUGUGCCAAAGGAGGAUACAAGGAGAAUUUUCAACUGCUCUCACCCCAUUGAGGAAUUUGGAUAUAACACAAGUUGCCAUUUCAGUUGUUUGGAGGGUUUUGAGUUAACUGGUGUGCCAGAUCUCAGAUGUACAGCUAUUGGCCAGUGGUCUGCAAACAUACCACAGUGUAAAGCUAUUAAAUGUGGAGGUCUACGCACUAUUGACAACGGGUUCAUAAACUGCUCAAAUCCAGAUGAAGAUCUUCUUUAUAACUCAACCUGUCAAUUUUCUUGUGAAGAAGGAUUUGUGUUAGAAGGAGCGUCACAACUUCAGUGUACAGCCUCUGGGCAGUGGUCUGGAGAGACACCAGCCUGCAAAGCUGUCAGAUGUAAAGGGCCGAAUCCUGCUCCACACCGGAUUGUCAACUGUACUGAACCCACAGAUGCUCUCAUGUUUAACUCUUCAUGCAAGUUUAGCUGCGAAAAAGGUUUUGCAUUGAGCGGAAGAGAUAAUCUUCAGUGUACAGCGUCUGGAUUGUGGUCUGCAGAAGAGCCUCAUUGCAAAGCUUUAUUGUGUGAGGCACCAACUGAAAGAGAGAAUGUGAUAAUGAACUGUUCUCCUGCUGCUGGUAACUUCAGCUAUAAUACCAGAUGUGAGUUUUCUUGUAAAAACAAUUUCACAUUGAUGGGCAAUGAGAUGAUACUCUGUACUGCUUCUGGCCAAUGGACAGGACAAGUACCCACUUGUGAAGACCUUCAUUUACCACCUGCUUCGAUCCAGGACACUGCUACUGUUUGUCUGGCUGUAGUUCCAGCCAUUCUGUCUUCAGGACUGAUGUUUGCAGCAUGGCUCAUGAAGCGCCUUCGUCAGAAAGGCAAGACAUUCGACUUAGAAAGUAACUUUACAAAUAAGGCUGGUGUGGGCACAUACAAAACUGCACCUUUAACAUCCCCUUUGCUCAGCCACAUUUAAGGAGAGUUCUUUCUCCUAAAAAUGAAUGUUACAAAAAUAAUGGGGAUUCACAGAUUUAUUGCUACCUCCCUAAAAGAAUAUUAAAGAGGAACAUGCAGUAUUUAAAAUUAUUGAAUGGAGCAAUAUGAAACUAAUGCUGAACUACAAAACAAUACUUUGAGCCUGCUCAAGUUAAAUACUAAGGACUUUGCUUUCAAGUACUGUCAACAUGGAAGACUGACCUGCUAAAUGUGAAAAUGCAAGGUGCUUAUUUUUGGCAGAUGUCACUUAGUAGGUAAAGCCUUAAAUUCAGCACGUUGGCAUCUGGUUGUGAUGGCACUGGCCAUUUCCUUAUUUUGUGUGUGCUAGUAACUGCUGGACAGUGUUCUUUCUUAAUUUUGUCAAUGAAUCCAUUUUUUCUUUGAGAAUAUAACUCUUGUAGCAGCCAAAUGAUGCUCAGGGCAUGAACUGUAGAGUAAUACUGUAUUUAUUGCAAAGAUUUUUCUAAUCAUAAGCAAUGGAGUGAUGUCUCCAAUGAAACAAAAAGUGCAAGUAGAUUCUUGCAUUUUCUUUCCCAUUAUAUGAUGACAUGACUUUUAGUGCCUGUGCAGCAGGUUUUAAUGGUACUGUACUGAAAAUGUGUUUUAUACUUUAAUACACUGUAUAUAUUGUGGAUUUGUAUGAAUUUUGUAUUUAUUUAUUUAUUUCAAUUUGUUUUUUUCAUUUUGUGUAUACAACAGAGUACAAUAAAAAAUUAAU